Ruditapes philippinarum (Manila clam) is the source of this 1495-nucleotide messenger RNA. RefSeq names its product NAD(P)H-hydrate epimerase-like. The transcript has 7 exons. Gene Ontology annotation, cellular component: mitochondrion. Bases 113 to 922 code for a protein of 269 amino acids. The record is from RefSeq and is a predicted model, not a curated record. Gene Ontology annotation, molecular function: NAD(P)HX epimerase activity. NCBI's taxonomy places the organism in Eukaryota, Metazoa, Mollusca, Bivalvia, Venerida, Veneridae.
AUGUCUGUCCGGAAUGAGGACGGGUUUUACACCUUCCAAAGUUCAAUGGCCGCUUCCAUUCCAGUAAUUCCUGCAUUUUUUCCUUGAGAUAGAAAAGGACAACUAUUUGCUGAUGGUCUUAUUCAUACGAACAGCUAGCAUACUUGCUCGUACAAAUACAAUUUUACAUCAUCUGGUGUACAGAAAUAUGGCGGUGAAAGUUGGAAACCUUAAAUUUUUAAAUCAGAAAGAGGCUCAGGACAUAGAUCAAGAAUUAUUCACAGAAUAUGCCUUUAGUGUUGAUCAACUGAUGGAGCUGGCUGGGUAUAGUUGUGCUGUGGCCAUAGCAAAAUGUUAUCCUGUUGAAAAGAUGACGAAAGAUAAUGCUGCUGUCCUUGUGUGCUGUGGGCCAGGAAAUAAUGGAGGUGACGGACUUGUAUGUGCCAGACAUCUUAAAAUGUUUGGAUAUAACCCCACAAUAUAUUAUCCAAAGAGGCCGAAUAAACCUUUAUUUAAUGGUCUAUUUAAACAAUGUGAAGGUUUAGAAAUGCCUUUCCUGUCAACGUUCCCAUCAGGAUCGCAGUCAGUUACAGACUCGUAUAACUUCAUUGUUGAUGCCUUAUUCGGGUUCAGCUUUAAAGGUCCUGUCAGGCCAGAAUUUGCCCCUGUAAUGGAAACUUUGAAGAAUACUGAGUCACCAAUCUGUAGCAUAGAUGUUCCAUCAGGCUGGGAUAUUGAGACAGGUGAUGAGAAUGGAAUAAAGCCAGACAUGCUUAUCUCCCUUACUGCUCCGAAAAUUUGUGCCAAGUUAUUCCAAGGAAAACAUCAUUAUCUCGGAGGACGUUUUGUGCCGAAAAAUCUUGAACAGAAAUACGCGUUAAAUUUACCAUCGUACCCAGGCACUGAGUGUGUAAUUGAACUUGAAAUGGAAAGAAAUAGUUAGCACGCCGACAUGAUUUCAAGUCUGCUCUCAAAUAAUAAACAUUGUUAUUAUUCUGUAUGAGUUUUAUCACAUACCUGUAAAAUAUGCAAGAAUUGAAAAAGAUGUACAUGUAAAAUCAGUGUAGAGCAAAUAGUGUACAUGUAUGAUCAAAAUUGAACAGUAAGUCACCAUUACAGGCAUGCCACUGAUUCGUAACUGCAAGAAGCAGAAGUAUUAUAAUACUGCACGUUUGUAACGUCGCUUUUCAUUGGAUAAUCGUGAUGUUUAUAAAGUUUUAUAAACACGGCUGCUGCCGAUUAAUAAAGAAAUCUUGCUUUAUUCCUCUAAACAUGAUGCUUGCUGUCUUAUAAAUUUGUUUUAAAUGUUUCUGACAGGUUAUAUGGCUGUUUAUAAAGGUUGUUUGCAAUAUAACCCUUGCCUAGCGACUCCGGUUAUAUAUACAAACAACCGUUUAUAUAGGUCCAUAUAAUCUGUCAAAAAUCUUUAUAACUAUUAAUAUCAGUAGCAGUGCCUAGUGCUUGUCUAGAAAAUACAUUAUUAAAUACAUUGUAUUUGUGUCCUUUGAAUUAACAA